Trichoderma breve is the source of this 1029-nucleotide messenger RNA. RefSeq names its product NAD dependent epimerase/dehydratase family domain-containing protein. The record is from RefSeq and is a predicted model, not a curated record. Gene Ontology annotation, molecular function: oxidoreductase activity, acting on the CH-OH group of donors, NAD or NADP as acceptor. Lineage: Eukaryota; Fungi; Ascomycota; Sordariomycetes; Hypocreales; Hypocreaceae. The transcript is spliced from 2 exons. Bases 1 to 1029 code for a protein of 342 amino acids.
AUGUCUAUCCAAACUACGCUCCCUGAGGGAUCUCUGAUUCUUGUUACCGGUGCCUCUGGCUACAUCGGGGCUCAUGUUACCAAACAACUCCUUCAUCGGGGGUACAAAGUUCGAGGAACUGUUCGAGAUAUUGGCAAAGCUGAAUGGCUAUCGACGGACAGUUUUCUAAAACACGCUAAAAAUGGCUCGCUGGAACUAGUUAUUCUCAACAACAUCAAUGACAAGAAACAGAUCCAACAAGCUAUUCAAGGUGUCGCUGGUGUGGUUCAUAUCGCAACACCCAACACAUUCAACCCGGAUCCAAAUGAAACGGUCACACAAACCGUAGAGUUUGUUGUGAACUUACUCAUAGCUGCUGCUUCUGAAAAGACUGUGAAAGAGUUUGUCUACACUUCCACAAUCGGCGCUGCAACUAUGCUCCCCGCCCAACCAGGUUUCCAUUUUGAUGGGACCAAUUGGAAUGAAGGUGCUCGAACCCUUGCUUGGGCACCUCCUCCCUAUACCCCCAAUUGUGGUAUGAUAGCCUAUGUUCAAGGCAAAGUUGAAGCAGAGCAAGCCUUCUGGAAGUUCGAAGAAAAUAAACCCACUUUCAAGGGGAAUACAGUCAUAGUUUGCACUGUAUUUGGACCUCGACUGCACGAAAAGUCAAAUUCGUCAACCAGUGCGUGGCUUUGGUCAAUUUAUAACAACAAUGCGGCUCCAAUGUCGUUCUUCCCAUCUUCCAUAUAUAUCGAUGUCCGCGAUGUGGCACUACUCCACGUCGCAGCUCUUCUUGAUCCAUCCAUCGAAGGGGCACAUCUUCCAGCUUGGGGAUAUGAGUUCAAUUGGAACGAUAUCCUAAAGAUCCUCCAGCAGCUGGACCCGGGCAAAGCACUACCAGCUGCUCUUGAUAACCCCGGAGGAUUUAAUGGUACGGCAGAUGUGGCCCAGGCCAAGCAUGCGCUUAAACGGUGGAGCGGACAAGAUGACUUUAUAUCUUUAGAGAAGGGUGUGAUAGAUACCCUGAAUGGACCAUCUGUCUCUAGGUAA